Messenger RNA from Phalaenopsis equestris, 1011 nucleotides. Its product is annotated as eukaryotic translation initiation factor 3 subunit K. Gene Ontology annotation, molecular function: translation initiation factor activity; ribosome binding. Gene Ontology annotation, cellular component: cytoplasm; eukaryotic translation initiation factor 3 complex. Bases 99 to 785 code for a protein of 228 amino acids. The transcript is spliced from 8 exons. The record is from RefSeq and is a predicted model, not a curated record. NCBI's taxonomy places the organism in Eukaryota, Viridiplantae, Streptophyta, Magnoliopsida, Asparagales, Orchidaceae. Gene Ontology annotation, biological process: regulation of translational initiation.
ACAUCAAUAGUUAGGGCUUCCCUCCCUCUUCGGCCUUAUCAGACCUCAACUCCACCGCAUUCGGGGUUAGGGUUUCGAUACCGGCCGUAAUAGCUACAAUGGGGAGGGAACUGCAGCAGCAAGUCUCCUAUACAGUGGAGCAGCUUGUCGCCGUGAAUCCCUAUAACCCCGACAUCCUCGCCGAUCUCGAGAACCAUGUCAAUGAGCAGGUCUUAUCGCAAACUUACAGUUUAGAUGCAAAUCUUUGCCUUCUCCGGCUCUAUCAGUUUGAACCACAGAGGAUGAGCAUCCAAAUUGUUGAGCGAGUCUUAAUUAAGGCUCUGAUGGCAAUGCCAGCUCCGGAUUUCAGCCUCUGUCUCUUCCUAAUUCCAGAACAAGUGGUAUCAAAUGAGCGGUUCAAGACUCUGAUUGUUCUCUCCCACUAUCUGGAGACAGCAAGGUUUCACCAAUUUUGGGAGGAAGCUUCAAAAAAUCUUCACAUACUUGAAGUUAUUCCUGGGUUUGAGCAAGCAAUCCAGGCAUAUGCCAUCCAUUGCCUCAGUCUGACAUACCAGAAGGUGCCCAGGCCUGUUCUGGCUGAGGCCAUCAACAUUGAAGGUGUUUCCCUGGACAAGUUCUUGGAGUACCAGGUGGCUAAAAAUGGCUGGGUUUUGGAGAAGGGAAGUAAUAGGACGCAGCUGAUUGUUCUCCCCAGGAAUGAGUCUAAUCAUCCUGAACUCCGGAAGAACAGCGAUGAUGGGAACCCUCUGGAGCAUGUUACCAGGAUAUUCCCAGCACUUGUCUGAUCACCUUUCACCAAGAAAAUAUUACAUCCGGGCCUUUGUCCGGACAUCCAGAAUCCGAAUGUAAUAUUUUCUCCUUCCAAAGUACUCUGUUUGCUCUCAGAAUCUCUUGAUGCUGUCUGAUUCCAUUUGAUUUUGGUUUGAAUUGUUGUGUAUGAUAAUUGUGGAAUUAUUGAGGUUUUGAUGGGGAUGAGGUUUAUAUACCACCUAAUUCCUAUUUAUUUACAUA